CCCAUUUUCAACCUGGAGAAAUGCUUUCCCUCUCCGCACAACAGUCGGCCGCGAACUUUCGAUGAAGCAAACUCUGCUUGGAGUUUAUCAGACAAUAGAGCACCACGACCAAACACCAUGUAGCGUCUUCUCAUCUCAUCUCACAUGCGAUGCCUUCUUCAAUCGACAACAGUUUCCACCAGGCCCUGGCCAAUUUCUCAAAGCGACUAACGAAGCAAGAGCUGGAGGACUUCCGGUUCUCAUCGCUCAGUGAUGUUUUGGUGGCAGUUGAAGGGAUCCAAGCUGAACAAGGGCGACGCAAAGAGCUGAUGAAUCUCACGCGGAUCAGACGAUUCCUUGAAGCCAUGGACCAGUACGGGAAGGUCAUUGAGGUCUUUCUCAACGAUUCAUCGAUGCUCUGCGUUGUCUGGGGACCUAUGAAAUUUUGCCUCCAAGUUGCAAGUGCCUGGGCUGAUGCUUUCGAUACUCUUCUUGAUGCAUAUCAACAGCUUGCCGAGAAUAUCCCUUUGUUAGAACAGUAUCAUUCCUUAUUCAAAUCCAAUCCCCGAAUGGCAGGCGUUCUAGUUGUAAUAUACGAGGACAUUCUAGAAUUCCAUCAAGCAGCUCUGAGAGUAUUCAAGCGGCCGACAUGGAAGCAACUAUUCAGAUCUGCAUGGAAGGAUUUCAAAACUCGGUUUCAACACAUCCUGGACGAUCUUGCAGCCCACCAGACUCUGAUUGAAAGACAAGCCAGUAUCAUUCAGAUCGAAGAAGCUCGAGCAGAGCGAGCGCAUGUGCGUAAUCAAUUUACAGUUAUUGAAGAGACUGCACAAAAGAAGAAACGCCUCGAUGUCGUCAACUGGCUCGCUGCAGUGGAUUCAGUCCUUGAUCAGGAAGCCUCAGCAGCUAUUCGGCAUGAUUAUCCGUCAACUGGCAAAUGGGUCCUUCACGAUGUGAAGAUCAAAAGCUGGAUGGAUCCAAACAAUGCCAUGGUCCCUAUUAUGUGGAUGAACGGUAUACCUGGAGCUGGUGGGCAAUUCAGACCUUUCGCUGCCGAGAGUCGACUGCUGACUAUCGCCAGGAAAACGAUUCUAGCCUCACUCAUUGUUGAAGAGUGUGUGAAAAUAGAUUCUAUCACGAUUAUCUACUUCUAUUGCAACUAUCAGGAUGCUCAAAGAAAGAGCUUUCUGACUCUGGCAAGAGCGAUGCUUGCUCAACUCCUGAACCACGAUGAAGCUCUCCUCUCGUACCUUUACGAGAAUUGCGUGGGCAGUGGUCAAGUUUCACUAGUCUCCACACAAUUAUGUGCAGAAAUCCUCGAAACAUGUCUGAAGACGAUGUCCAAGGUCUACAUAGUUGUAGAUGGGAUUGAUGAGUGCGAUUUUUCCGAGCGAAAAACUAUGCUGUCCUUCUUUACCUCUCUUAUCGAAAAGAUCGAGAGGGACGAUAUGCCGGGCAAGAUACGUGCAUUGUUCGUAAGUCAAGAUGAGAAUGAUAUCCGCAAGUUACUCAGAACGGCAUCCGUCUUGCAUCUGACAGACUCGCAUAAUAAGUCGGAUAUCGAAAGUUAUGCUACUCAAUGGGCUUCGAGCAUACAGGAAAAAUUCGGGCUACCUGACGGCACAACAAAGUACAUCGCAUCCGCAGUUUCUGAUGGAUCUGAUGGGAUGUUCCUGUUUGCAAAGCUUGUCUUAACGAACCUCCUCGCACAGACGACCAGAGAGGAACUAGAACAAGAGCUUCAGCCCGGAACAUUUCCAAAGGGAUUUGAACAAGCUUAUGGGAGGAUCGUAGCCCGAGUCUAUCAAAAUCCAAAUCUAGCAGAACGGAAUACUGCUCAAAGGUUGCUCGGUUGGAUCGCCUGCUCAAAACUUUCACUGAAGUGGCACGAAAUUCAAGGUGCUGUUUCCGUGAACGUGCAGGAUCAGUCAGUAGACUUUGAAAAUCGACAACUUUGUACUCAUGUCAGAGACAUCUGUGGAUCUUUGAUUGACGUUCUCCCUGGUGACCGAGUUCAACUCGUCCAUGGAACUGCUAAAUCCUAUUUGACACAUAAUGACUACGUCAAGAUCCAUAGCGAAGAAUACAAGCUGGCGCUCUUAUGCUUGCAAUAUCUCCUCUUCGACUGUUUCGGUCCCAGCCUCUCCGACGAAGUGAUUAUAGACUAUACCAUGAAGGGAUACUACGCCUUUCAAGAUUAUGCCAUUUUACAUUGGGUAGAUCAUCUUGAGGGAUCUAUUCCUUACCUACUUUCGAAUGCCGCCAAUGAAAAAUAUAACAUUGGACCGUCAGUCAACGACUUCCAAGAUGCGUAUGGUGCAGUCGACGCCCGUAUAGAGAGCGUUCCACAGGAGUUAAAAGACAAAUGCAAACAUAUCGCGGACUCCGAUUUCUACGAAAGUCUGUUGCUUCUCGUGAGCUACACGAGGAAGUCUAGAGCAAAACAGGACAAAAUUGAUGCACUUGGAGACCUGGGACAAGUCAUCACUAAAAAUAGGUCUAUCCUAGAAGGGUUACGAACAUCAAAGAGUCUUGACCUCGCCACAAAAAGCAAGCUAGAGCAGUACUAUGGUACUCUUUGGCAUAAAUGUCCACGGCAUGCUUGUAUCUACUUCCACGAAGGCUUCCUUGACGAAACUCGUCGAGACAACCACGCUAGUCGACAUGAAAAGCCUUUUUUCUGUACUGAGAGCAGCUGCUCUAGAAGUCACUAUGGCUUCAGCACGGAGAAAGAGCUCAAAAAACAUAUCAACGUCCAGCAUCCUGAUCCAUCAGCGCUAUUUCCUAAGAUCAAGAAGCCGCCCGUGAAGCACUUGUGCAACAUUUGCUCGAAAGAGUUCACAAGAGCUCAUAACCUGAAUGCUCAUAAAAGAACCCAUUCAAAUCUGAGGCCAUAUGACUGCAAGAUCUGUGGAAAGGCUUUUGUGCGAAGGCAUGAUAGGGAGAGACAUGUGGAGAAGUUGCAUCCAGGAAAUGGUUCUGAGAUCGGAGAGAGCUUACAAGAGACACCCGUCCCGUCAGAUAUGGACAUUCAGGAAGGGGAUCGAGGUCUUGAAAACCCCCCCCGUCCAGGAGGGAACAGUUUCCGGUGGUGACAUGGUGAGUUGAACCGAAUGUUCAAGCUGAUGAUUGUACUCGACCUGGCUGGAACAAUCGAACAAUUCACAAAUCAUAGACUCCACUUCGAUUGUUUCAGCCAGACCGAGUACAAUCAUUAGCAUGAAGCUUGUUUGCGAAUUUCGACUGGUUGAGCCUCAGGAGAGCAAGGUCAGAAGUUCUACACAAACAUAUCUCGUUGCGAAUAGCAUACAUGACCCUACGACUAAAUAUGAAGCCCAU
Molecule: messenger RNA, 3318 nt
Organism: Hyaloscypha bicolor E
Lineage: Eukaryota; Fungi; Ascomycota; Leotiomycetes; Helotiales; Hyaloscyphaceae
Exons: 10
Coding region: 150-3074 (974 amino acids)
Source: RefSeq, a predicted model, not a curated record